Lachnellula hyalina is the source of this 1863-nucleotide messenger RNA. RefSeq names its product Transcription factor (gene vrtR2). Gene Ontology annotation, biological process: DNA-templated transcription; regulation of DNA-templated transcription. The record is from RefSeq and is a predicted model, not a curated record. The coding region runs from base 1 to 1863 and encodes 620 amino acids. Gene Ontology annotation, molecular function: zinc ion binding; DNA binding; DNA-binding transcription factor activity, RNA polymerase II-specific. The transcript is spliced from 3 exons. NCBI's taxonomy places the organism in Eukaryota, Fungi, Ascomycota, Leotiomycetes, Helotiales, Lachnaceae.
AUGGAUUCAAAUAACCCUCUAGAGACACCCGCCGGGCAAGAGCAAGGGCAGGCCGCUGUGAGCUCAGGCUCGGACCAGGGCUCCUCGCCAAUCGACCCCAAGAACGUACAACAGAGCUCAGUCUCCCCCCAGAACAACGAUCAGCUUAAUAAUAAUAGCAAGGAACGGGAAAGGAUCACUGUGCCCUCGGCCUGUGUGCCAUGUCGGUCAAAGCACUUAAAGUGUGAUGGCCUGAGCCCGUGCACAAGGUGUUCUUCCAACGGCUUCGAGUGUCUUUACGUGAGAAGUCGACGCGGUUUCAAGGGCCCGCGCAAGAUCGGACUGCAGGGCAAGGCCUCAUCUAUACCGAUACCGGGUGCGCCGCAAGCAUGUCCCCUUAUAACCCCACCAACUGCAACUUCAAGAGCCCCUUCAAAUGUCCCGACUGGCCUGCCUACCCCACCAGACCACCACUUGCUAUCAGGUAAUACGGAUUUGCAGAUAUUUGAAGUGAACCCAGAUCUAGCUACAUACAGUCCAAGACCGCUUUCCUCUGGCUUGGACCUUCGAGAAAGAUGUAUCGAAGCCUUCUUCUACCACUUUUGGCCAACGCAUCCCUUCAUGCUUCCUCGGGCAAACUUUAUGGCCCUGAGGAGGGAGAGGCCAGUUGAUCAGCUGGAAGCUGCAAUGCGAUAUGUCGGCUCAUGUUAUGUUUCACAAGCACCGACCACAGCCCUAGAAGCAGAGGCUGAACGCUCUGUCUAUAAUGCCGACUAUGUCAACGAUGCUUUCAGGGUCCAGGCCAUGUUGAUUCUUGCAAUUGGUCUCGAUGGAAAUACCCAGCAGGAGAAAGCGCUGCAGAUCCUCACCGAUGCUGAGGAUAUCGCUUUGGAUAUUGGCAUGAAUAAACGCAGCUUUGCUUUUCUAAACUCAAACGGUUCGCCAGUAUUAGAAGAGAGCUGGCGCCGAACUUAUUGGGAGCUAUUCCUCAUCGAUGGCAUGAUCGCUGGGGUUCAUCAGAAGAGCUUUUUUCGAAUGAAGGAUGUUAUCGCCGAUGUCCUCUUACCAUGCGAAGAAUGCGAAUAUAUCUCUGGGGUUAUUCCUCAAGCACGCUCAGUUGGGGAUUUUGAAGACGAAUCAUUUGACGGUAAAGACUUCAGCUUCUCUUCAUAUGCUUACAGGCUGGCCGCAAUUCGAAAUCUUGGCAGGAUUCUCACCGUAAAACUGAGUGGUGCCCCACUAGAUUCACCAGCUGUGCAUAGACUUGAUGCUCAUCUGGUCAACUGGAGACUCCAUCUACCGGAACCAAAGAGGACUUGUAUAAGUAAAGAUGGGGUGCUCGAUGAGAUGUUGUUUCAGGCUCACAUGAUUACAGCAGCAACAACUGUCCAGCUUCAUAGAGAGCUUUCUGAACUGGAUUCCAGUGUAGCCAAAGAUGUCACAUCAUGCGCGCCUCAUAAAGAAAUUGUCCCAGGGGAAUCAUACAAUGUACACGCUGCGAAGACUGUUCAAGCCGCGCAAGACAUAUCUAAGCUUAUCGCGAUUCCGGUUCCUUUGCUUAAGCACACGCAUUUCUUCACCUGCGUCGUUACACUUGGAUCGAUUGUGCAUCUGUCCUGCUGGUCAUUACUCAUGCCGCUCACCCAUGAUGACGAUCUCAGACAGCAGCUCCGUCUCAACACAGGAGCUUUGAAGACCCUGUGGCAAGUCUGGCCUUCUGCGGGUAGAGCCUUUCGGCAGGUCAAAGGAGUAGCACAGGACAUCUUCGCGGCUAAGAAACAAUUGGUGGAGAAUGGAUACUGGCCCACUCUUACUGAUGAGGAUGUCAUGCAGAACAUGAUUCAGGACCAGAGUAUUUUGGACGAGUUGCAAAUUCCCGAAUAA